UCUGCUCGCACGUUAGCCUUUUCCCACCUUCUUAACUCUGACGGAAUAAAAUAGUGCUGAACAGGAAGAAAUAGUGCGACAACUACUGCCACGAGGCGUAGGCGCCGAUGGCUCGCCAUUGGCCAGUUUAAUUGCGGUGUCACAUUGUAUUACUACGCCGAGCCUUCAGGUUUCGUGAAGUUUAGCUAAACAUUCCUUUGGUUUGGAAGCCUUGGAGUAAUUCUGGCGGGAACAUUCUGGGGACGCUUUUCUGUCCAUUAACUCAAGUCGCAGUAACACAAGUCCAGAGUCGGGGACGUACUUUACACUGACGCCUCUGACGUCACAGAAUAUCACUAGGAAGUAAUACAGAUAAAGAUAUUCGUCCACUGCAACAACAUGCCACGACUAGACUCCCGCGUAUUGGCUGGUAUUGUUCUGUUAUCCUCUUGUUAUUAUUUAACGUCCGCGACACCCCUCACAAGCCUCCUUCACAACAAACGAAACACAGACACAGCCGUCCCACAAGGCAAUGCAGGAAGUGAGGUGGAAGAAGUCCCGCAGAAUGGGGAAAUGGAACCGCAGCCAUAUACACCUGACGCAUUUCCGCCCUGCGUGUCAGUAGAAUAUCUGACAGUGCUGAAGGAUAGGUUUGCCACUCAGAUUGACAGGAACAACGACGGCAGGGCAACAUUUGAGGAGAUGCGACGUCACCUACAGGACUACAACCCUAACGUUAGAGAUGCAGCCGUUGCAGGCUUUAUCGCUAGGAGAGACGAGAACGGUGACGGCGUCAUCGACUUCGUCCCUGAGUACGUGAAGAACGUCAUCACGCCGGACUACAGUGUGGAGAACGCAAGAGAAUGGUUCAACCUGGACAACACAAACGGGGACGAAUUCGUCACGCGUGACGAACUCAUGUCAAUCGCCCGUCACAUAGGCACCCCUGAAGAGCAGGCCGCAGCCCAGGUGUCCGGGUACUACCUCAGCAAUGACAAGAAUGGAGAUGAUAAACUAGACUGGGACGAGUACAAAGUCAUCUAUGGGCAGUGAUGACGUAACGGAAGUGACGUCACACAACAUGUUCACGUGGUGUCAGAACGCUACCUCGAUUUAACCACAUCGUCAGUAGUGGUGCCGUGUACUUGUCAACCGUUGUCAUGGAAACCGUUUCCUGGCUGUGGCCCUCCCAGUUGUGUACUGGAUUCAACCAAAAGAAAUUAUAAGACAAAGCACAUUCCAAUGACAAAUUAUCUCCCUUAGGUCACGGACAUUAUGUUCUUAUCUUCUACCUCUGAUCGCACAGUCCUCUGGUUGUGAUGGUUGAUUGAUUUUAUCUAUUAUUAUUAUUAUUAUUAUUAUUAUUAUUACUUGUGAGAUACCAUACGUUAUUUGUUCCAUCUUAGUUUUUUAAUGGCGUUUUUCCGCUCUAUUGUUUUUCUUCAUGAAAACUUCUCAACGCCCGUAUUCUCUUUGUAAACAUUCGUUGUUUUGUCAUAUUUGAUAUGUGCACGCAACCUUCAAAUAAAGCCGAAGACUUGA
Messenger RNA from Haliotis rufescens (red abalone), 1521 nucleotides. Its product is annotated as calmodulin-like protein 7. The record is from RefSeq and is a predicted model, not a curated record. Lineage: Eukaryota; Metazoa; Mollusca; Gastropoda; Lepetellida; Haliotidae. The transcript is spliced from 7 exons. The coding region runs from base 379 to 1032 and encodes 217 amino acids. Gene Ontology annotation, molecular function: calcium ion binding.